Molecule: messenger RNA, 1416 nt
Organism: Boeremia exigua
Lineage: Eukaryota; Fungi; Ascomycota; Dothideomycetes; Pleosporales; Didymellaceae
Exons: 1
Coding region: 266-1336 (356 amino acids)
Source: RefSeq, a predicted model, not a curated record
GCUGUCAGGAUUCAACGAUAAUGCUCUGUUUAUGAAAAUGGACAGGUUGUUUGUUGUGUGCAAGGUUGCGCGUUCUGGAGAGAUGAAGAUGCCUCGGAUGACCUCAUUUUUAUCGCGAGAUCCCUGCUCAACUGAAUCUUGCAGAGCACAUUAACCGGCAGCCUUCGACGCGUCCACAUCCCUGACGCGACGCAACAUCAACACCCCCUAUCGCUAUACACUCAAUCGUAACCUCAAUCGCAACCUCUACCACACUUGAAUCGCAAUGGCUGCCGCAACGUCUGCAACGGUGACGGUCGAUCCGCCAGCAGUGAAAAAGCGUGGGAGACCCAGGAAGGUCGUCGACGAGGGUGCUGCAGCUUCGGAGACGACUGCAGCUCGACAAGCAUCGACGAAGGCAAAGGCUGCCCCGAAGACCAAGACAAUAAAUGCCAUGAAGGAGAAGAAGAAGACUUUGACACGCGUGUCCGACUACCAAACGAAGAAAGCACCGUCUGCGCCAAAGGCUGCGCCAGCCCAGGCAAACAGCGCAGCGCAGGCCACACCUGUCACGCCGACAAGCAGCAAGAUUCUAGACGAGGUCAAGGCGGCAGGAGCGUUCAGCAAGUCGUCAGGACCAUCACCGACAGAGCCCGAGCAGCCGUUCAUUCCGCCUGUGCCUGGCCCUGCGCCAGUUGCUCCCAUCCUACCUGCUGCCACAGAAGCUCCUGUUGCCUCGUUGUCGACAGCAACAUAUGCCAGCCCAAAGCCUGCAUCAUCGUCGAUAGAGCCCGAGCAGCCUUCCAUCCCACCUGUGCCUGGCCCUGCGCCAGUUGCUCCCAUCCUACCUGCUGCCACGGAAGCUCCUGUGGCGAACGUAGACGCUGCGACUUCGUCAUCGGCAGCACCAUCUGGUCCAUCGUCUUCACCAAUUCAACAGCCUGUCGACGAAGCCCACUCCAGACCUGUCAUUCCUCCUACGACGUCAGCCCCGAGCGAGCGCGCAAACAUCAUCCCGCCAAAACCGCGCGCCACUACCAUCCCACUCCCACGUAGCCCGCUCACAGCACCCUCGCCAAUCUCAGAACCGCCCAGGCCGCGCAUCGCAUUCGCAGAACCCGCACCUAGAGCGCCGCGAACGCCGAAAUAUCCGAUCCGACUCAUAGAGCCCACGCCAGACACGAAGCUGCCACCAAAGUACAAGAAGGCAGCAAGGCAAGUGACAAGCAUCAUCGUGGGGAUACCCAUCAUCCUCGUGGUGGGCUACGAGCUGUACGGAAGAUGGAAGACCCAGAUCAACACCAAGUUCGAGGAGAGGGCAAGGAGGAAUCCCGGACCGAAAGAGCUGAGUGGGUAGAUACACGUAUAUACGAGAUCAACGAAGUAUUGUAAUCAUGUCAGAGUAUCGCUUCCCUCUCAUGUGUUGCAAUUGAUGAU